AUGAAUGGUUUCGGAUUCAUUGAAUACGAAGAUGCGAUGGAUGCUAGAGAUGUCGUACCAGCGUUCCAUGGCAGUGAUUUCAAAGGCGAACGACUCACUGUACAAUUCGCGAGGGGGCCACGUCGCAAGGAGAACUUCCCUGGCCCAAUGGACCGUCCUAAUAUGCCUCGUCCCCGUCGCACGGUCUACCGUAUGAUGGUUUCUGGACUCCCGGAAACAAGUUGGCAGGACCUUAAAGACUUCGCACGUGGAGCGGGUCUUGAUGUCGUUUACUCGGAAACUGGCCGUGAACUUGGCAGAGGGUUCGUUGAAUUUGAGACUGCGAAUGACCUGAAGACUGCCAUUGAGAAGCUCGAUGGACGUGAUUUCAAAGGCUCCCGAGUGAGCUGCGUGGCAGAUAUCCAGCCUGUUGACGAGCGCCCUUUCCGUGAUCCUUACCGGUCUCGGUCCCCUCGCCGGAGCUAUCCACCCGUAGAUGAGUACGACCGGAGAUUCCCUCCACCUCGGGGCUACAGUCCUCGUGCUCAUUACCGGGAGCGGUCACCAGUUCCAAUGCGCCGGGAUUACUAUGACCGCGAUGGCUAUGGACGCCGUACGCCCCCCCGUCCCCGUAUUGAUGAUUAUCCACCUCCACGUCGACCCUAUGAAGACCCCUAUGAUGUCCGUCCACCGCCGCCUCCUCGGUAUGAGGAUCCCUAUAUGCCACCAAGGCCCUACGGACGGCCUCGAAGUCCCCCACGGGGUGAAUAUGUGCCCUAUGACCGUCGUGGUUACUGGUAA
Aspergillus bombycis is the source of this 780-nucleotide messenger RNA. Its product is annotated as putative pre-RNA splicing factor Srp2. The coding region runs from base 1 to 780 and encodes 259 amino acids. Lineage: Eukaryota; Fungi; Ascomycota; Eurotiomycetes; Eurotiales; Aspergillaceae. The transcript has 6 exons. Gene Ontology annotation, molecular function: mRNA binding. Gene Ontology annotation, cellular component: ribonucleoprotein complex; nucleus; cytoplasm. The record is from RefSeq and is a predicted model, not a curated record.